This is a messenger RNA of Rhagoletis pomonella (apple maggot), 1100 nucleotides long. Its product is annotated as NIF3-like protein 1. The record is from RefSeq and is a predicted model, not a curated record. Gene Ontology annotation, cellular component: cytoplasm; mitochondrion. Lineage: Eukaryota; Metazoa; Arthropoda; Insecta; Diptera; Tephritidae. The coding region runs from base 139 to 1008 and encodes 289 amino acids. The transcript has 4 exons.
CUAAGAUAAAACAGCUGUUUUUUAUUUUUCUUCGCCGGUUUUUAUUUAGCCGUGCAGUGAGGUCAUCUGCUAUACAUACUUGCAUUUAUUUUUUUUACAAUAUUGAGUGAUUUUUUUAGCAAAAGUUGAGUUGUUUAUAUGAUUCUCAGUUUACUUAAUACCACUGCGUUGUUAGUUUUCAAGCGCACAUCAUUUACAAUGCCACGCGGGAGGACUUUGCUAAACGUUGUAUCGGAGUUGGAGAAGUUCGCGCCACUUAAUUUAGCGGAAAAAUGGGAUAAUGUGGGUCUACUGAUCGAGCCUCCAAAAGAAAGAUCCAUACGAAAAAUUCUGCUGACCAACGACUUAACUGAGCGUGUAAUGAAGGAAGCUGUAGAACAAGCCACCGACCUGAUUGUGUCUUAUCAUCCACCAAUAUUUGCCCCACUCAAACGCAUUACACAAAAAAAUUGGAAAGAACGAAUUGUUUCUAUUUGCUUAGCAGAGGGCAUUGCAUUAUACUCACCACAUACGGCUUGGGAUGCGGUGCCUGGUGGAGUGAAUGACUGGUUAUCUUCUGCACUACCGUGCAUUGAUAUGCAGCCAAUACAGCCAAACCCUCUGGGUGCGGAGUUUGGUGGUGCUGGACGCACCUUUACGACAUCGCUCACAUUGGGCCAAGCCGUGGCCAGGGUACAGAGGCAUAUCGGACUUAAUGUGCAUUUAGCUUUGGGUGUCAAUCACGACUUGGAUACACCCAUUACAGUGGUGGCUGUUUGCGCUGGCUCUGGAGGAUCGUUGCUCAAAGGUUACGAGGCAGAUUUAUUUAUAACAGGAGAAAUGUCCCAUCAUGAAGUUCUGGAUGCAAAUCAUCAAAACACUUCAGUGAUUUUAUGCAAUCACAGCAACUCUGAACGUGGCUUUCUACAUAAAUUUCAGAAUAAACUUGACGAUAUGCUCAAGGGCGACUGUGAAAUCAUAAUCUCUGAGAAGGACGAAGAUCCUUUGAAGACUCAAGUUAAAAGCUAAACUUUUGCACUUGUUAUUGGUAUUUUCCUUUAAAUUUUUGUAAAAAUUGUAAGCAAAAUAUUUUAUUGCAUUAAAAAUUUGUUUAAAUUGCA